Messenger RNA from Acanthoscelides obtectus, 2894 nucleotides. NCBI's taxonomy places the organism in Eukaryota, Metazoa, Arthropoda, Insecta, Coleoptera, Chrysomelidae. The record is from the annotation of a GenBank genome assembly.
AUCUGUUCUAUCGAAGUCUCGAUACGAUAGAGUCAAAGUAUGCUCAAACGUCAAAAAAGUUAGGUUAUUAGCAGCGAUUUUGAAAAUUGUAAUUUAUUUUGAUUAGCUUAUUAAUUAUACUCAAUUGACAUGAAUUGCAUAGCAGUAGUGAUUAGGAAUAGUUCUCGUAUUGGUUGUCGUUUUCAGCAUCAUUGGGUAAAGCCAAAAGGUUUUGAUACGGGAGUAAAAGUAUACAAUUGUACAACAAAACAGAAAGAACCACUGAUAAUAAGGAAUAAAAAUUAUCUUACAUGGUACACUUGUGGGCCCACAGUUUAUGAUUCUUCACACAUUGGACAUGCUAGCUGUUAUGUAAAACUAGACAUCAUACAAAGGAUAUUAAAAGACUAUUUCAAAUACAAUGUAGUUACUGUUAUGAACAUAACUGAUAUAGAUGAUAAGAUUAUUCGAAGAGCAAAUCAGGAGAAUGUAUCAUAUGCUGAUGUUGCCAAGAAGUAUGAAGAAGAGUUUUGGUCAGAGCUUUGUGAUCUAGGUGUCACUGAGCCUAAUGUUGUGUUACGAGUAACAGAAAAUAUGGAGUCAAUUGUUAGUUUCAUAGAAAAAUUGGUUGAUGAAAAUAAAGCAUAUAAAGCUUCAGAUAAUUCAGUUUACUUCAGUGUUGAUACUUGUAAAGCAUAUGGAAAACUACAAAAUAUAGGUAAGAAUGAUAAACAAAAAAGUUCAGUGAAAAGAUCAGUUUUAGAUUUUGCAUUAUGGAAACAUAGUGAAGACGAACCACAUUGGAAUAGUCCUUGGGGUAAAGGAAGACCUGGAUGGCAUAUUGAGUGCUCAGCAUUAGCAUCAAAAGCUAUAGGGUCUGCUAUUGAUAUUCAUGCUGGGGGAAUAGAUUUGCGGUUUCCACAUCAUGAAAAUGAGGAAGCUCAGUCUUGUGGUUUUCACAACACAUCUCAGUGGGUAAAUUAUUGGAUACACACUGGAUAUUUACAUAAGAAACAUUCAGAGAAAAUGUCAAAGUCACUAAGGAAUACUGUUCUUAUUCAAGAUAUGCUGCAGGGCCAUCUCAAAAUCAGCAGUGGAUCAAGGGCAUGUGCGCCACACAGUGCUGUCUAUGAAAAGACAGAUAUUUUUAUGUUGUGCAUGCACAAACAACACUGAUUUUUUGAGACAACUGCAGAUGCCUUUCGGAUGGCCUGUAUCCUGUCAAAGUACAGAAGCAACAUGGAAUUCAGUAAAGACAUGCUGAAAACAGCGGAAAAUGUCUAUGGUGUAUUUAAAAACUUUAUAACCACUUGUGAUGAUUUCAAGAGCCAAUACCUGAAAGCUACAAUAAACCAUGAACAUUUGAUAGCUGCUUUAAACAAGUGUGCUGAGGAUAUUCACAGUGCUUUAUGUGAUGACUUUGAUACCCCUUUAGUGAUGAAGCAUUUGAAUGAGCUGAUUUCCACAACAAAUUCCAUGUUACACACAACUUCAACUUCAGGGCAUGAAGCCAUGGACUUUAGUAGUGUUUCAGCUGUACAAAACUUUGUAAUGACCAUACUGUCAACUUUUGGAGUAAACUUUAGAAGCUCGAGCAGCUCCAGUCAAGAUUUUGGUAAAAUUGUAGAUAUUUUAAAUGAAUUUAGGCAAAGUGUUAGAAUAACUGGUAUUGAGAAAAGAGAUAAAGAAAUAUUAAGUUUGUGUGAUCAUGUGAGGGAUAGCUUGAAAAGACAUGGAAUUAUUAUUAGGGACCAUGGGAAACAAUCUUCUUGGAGUAACUGAAAGAAUGUUGUUAGUGGAUUUUUACUUUUUUACUGUGAUAUGGUUAUUCCAGAGGAAAUAUAUUUGUUUGUUAUAUUUUUUAUCUAUCCACCUUAUCCUGUGAUGAAUAACAGUGUAUUUUAUUCUGGGUGAUGUGGAAUAUGUGUGGAUUUUUUUUUGACUAAGAAAGCAUAAAACAUUGCACUGAAUGGACUUACUUAAAUUAAAACACAUACCUAUGUUCUCAGUUUUUAUUCAAACUAUUUUCACAGAGGUAUCUUAAAAAAUAACUGGUAUAUCAACAAAUGCCAGACUGUACAAUUGAAAUGAUCAUAGACUCAGGUAUUCAGCAUACAGUACAUUAAAACUCUAUUUUUCAUAUUUACAUAGGCGAUUCUGCAAAAUUGUAUAAAGCGUUAACAUUACCUAACUAUAAAUUCUCAUAAAUUCUAUUUACAAAAGGAUAUAUGGUUCUACUUUCUUUUGAGGAUAUGUAAUAGAUAUACGAUUUUUACAUCAGUCGUUAAAUUUAGAAGAGCUAUGUUAAGCAACAUUACAAUAAAUGGUAUCACCAAAGUUACCGAUUAUUUGGAAGAGAGGAUACACUUUUUUUACAAAAUCUAGAGGAGCUAUUCGAAUAGUAUCCAGUGUACAGUGUGAAAAAUAAGAAAUCAAUCGUAGUGAGGAAAACCUGUUUCAUUUACCCUCUCUGGAUUGGUUUUCAUGCUUCUAGAAAGAGUAUCUGUGACCUCUUACUGCAUUUCAUCUUAGUGAGAGCUACAUUGUGUGGAAGGUUUCACAUAUAUCUAAUAGUAUUACUAAUAUGUAUGCAACAUUUCAGCCAUUGGGAAAUCUGUGCAUACUUGAAUGUUUCAGAAUUUUCAUCCCUACGGAAUAUCAAUACUUUGACGCCAAAAAGUAUUAUAAGUGCAAAACUUGCCAUUCAAAUUUCAAAUGUAAAAGGGGGGUCUCGGACCAAUGAAAUAUUUGCUUUGAAAUACCUUGGAACGUAUGUACUUUACAUUUUCAUCAAUAUACUCGUAUUCCUUUUUAUUUUAGCACUUGAUUGCUAUUUAAAAGUCCAAGGUUAGUGGUUUUGGCAUUUUUGUAAAAAAUCCACCCAAUCUCUAGUAAUAACACUGUCUGCUUCCAAU